AAGUUAUAUCAAUAACAACCUUGAUCAUAAUAACAGCGUUUGAUUUCAUUUACGUCUGUAACGUAAAAGGAAGUUCACCGUUUCCAUGGCAACUCGACCUCGCCUGCGUAGGGUCACCGAGACGGUUAACGUUAGCACGCUAACUAGCUAGUUUCAGAGGGAGAGCAGAUAUCUGCACAGUACUUUCUCCUCGUGGCUUUGUCAAAAUAAACGAGAUGGGCUGCUGCUUCAGCAAGGAGGCCGGGCCGGGCCAGGCCGGCGAGAGAAGCAGCCUGCUACACACCCCGUGCCAGGACCACAUCCACGACGGCGUGGAGCAAGUGAGGCAGCAGGCCGUGGCGGUCGCGCAACAUGUGUGCCUGGAGGAGGAAGAAGAAGAAGAAGAGGCUGAACUGGGCCGCCAGGAGGCUCGUCCAGGACUUGACGCCAAAGUGCAGAUAGUGGUCCAUGAGAAAUCUCUCCAAGUAGGGAGCUCUGACGAGGCGGAGCCGGAUAUUCUUGUCCCGGCCGGCACGAGCGUUGCGGCGGACUCGGCAGCGGGCUUGGCCCUCUCCCCCUCGCACAGCUGUGAGCCGGCCCCCUACAUGGAGGUGCUCAGCCAGAGUCCGGCCCGGCAAAACAUCCUGGAGAAUGCCACCCGGCGAGCCUUGUGGUUCACUCAGAAUUUUGCGGGUCAGAAGCUCCUCCAGCCAGAAAGUUGUUGGUCCGCUUCCGCUGUCACGGGCAAGGAGGUCUCGCCUGAUUCGAAGUCCGGCUUAGGUCACGACCAGGUUCACCUCAAAAGCGAGGACUGCAUUGUCACAACGACACUGGAUCAGAACUUCCAAACGAGGACUCAGAGGUUCUACAGCAUCUGCUCCAUAGACACCAAUGACCUUGACCACGACGACCACGGCCAGGCGCAGACAUCUGCAGCGUGUGCCGGUCCCAGUCCGCCACAGACCGCCUCACCUCUUCCUCCCCUAUGUCCGCAGUCGCUCGACCUGGCUGUCGCUUCGGGAAGAAUCCCAGGACAUCCGCACGCGGCGAAGGGGACACUCGAAGGCGACAUGUCGAGUUCAACGAAUGCGGCAGAUGACCCGUGUGCCCAAACGUGUGACAGGAUGUCAUUGACAGAGCAGACUGCGUCUUCAGAUCUCCAAAUGCCAACAGGAACAUCUGCCAUUAUUCAGGAAAACCAACAAUCACAUCCGGUCAGUGACAGUCCCAAAGAAGUCCAUUCCUCUCUAGAAACUGACGUUACGGAACAGCACUUCGAGGAAGACGAUAGAUGUUCACUGCAGAGAAGAGUUGAUGAUGACUCUGUGAGUAAAAUCGUCAAAGACGAGCUCCUCCACAGCAUAAGUGACACGCAAGCAUGUGCGCCAACCGUCCUUUUCACCGAGCCCCACCAGCGUGGAGGAGUAGAACCUCCUCAAGUAGAUGACGAAGUUGACUCGAAUGACCUGACGACGCAAACAGAGCAGGAUGCAUCUUCAGCGGUCCAAACCCAAAAGGAAACACCCGUCACUUUCCAGGAUAAACAACUGGAUCACGUCGAACAUUCACAAGGGGAUAGUGUAAGUCCCAAAGAAGACCCUCGUUCGCAUCCCAGCUGCAGUCCGGAACCUGACGUCACGGAGCAACACAACGAGGAAGAAGAUGAACGUGCACUACAGAGAGGAGAUGACGUCCCCGCGAGUAAAAGUGAGGAAGAUGAAGUCAUCCACAGCGUCGCGACUGCCACGCCGCUGUCCACGCCCCAAAUUCUCUCGACCGCGACCCACCAGAGUGGAAGAGUGGAAGUUCCUCGACUAGAUGAUGAAGAUGACGCGCAUGACUGGAUGAAAGUUACGGACCAGAGUGCAGCUCCAGAGGUCCAAACGUGUGCCGGCUCCCAGGAGAACCAACAUUCACGACCAGCUCGCGAAGGUCAUCAAGUCCCUCAUUCCGUUCCGAGCUGCCCUCCAGAACCUGACGCCACUGUGCAACCCGACGGGGAAAAAGACAAAUGUCCAAAAAGUGAGGACGACAAAAUGAUUUACAGAACCCCUGCUCUCCCACAAGUUUGCUCAACCACCCCUCACCACUGUGAAAGUGUCAAAUCUCCUAGACUAGGUGAGGAAGAGAUCAGCAUGAAAGGCAGUUCACCGGCAGUCCAGGCCAUCUCAGACCAGAACACAAGAUCUGGAAGCUGUCACGGGUCUGACGUCGACGUGGUGCACACAAACCUGGAUUGUCUUUAUUCAAAGUCAUCGUUUGAGAAGAAAGGCAACGACGGACAGGAAGUGUGUGAGGAAGCGGCAGGGACGACAGAAGAUCCGAUUGAUCCACCAGAACCAGCGCGCUCAUCUCCGGAGGAAUGUCCAAAAACCUCCGAUUGCUAUUCUUCCCACGCGUGUUUUCCGGACGAGGUUUCAUGCCAGCAGCGGGACGACGGCGUCCCAGUAGAAACAGACCAACUGGACGUUCACGCGCUAACGCCAUCUUACGAGAUCCACUUCCUGGGUCAGGAGGUGCCCGGCGAGGAGUGCGAGGGCGGCAUGCGAGAGAUGGUGUCAGAGCUGCUCGGGGAGGACACCGACGCUCCGGUCUGCCACCCGGAUGGGCAGACCUGCGUCAGGCCCGCGGCGGAGGAGGGCUGCCGGGCGUGGGUCCAGGGGUCGCCGCAAACUCGGGAGGAGAUGACCGCAGAGCUGCAGCCCCUCGCGGUUCUGCUGGGAGCGUUCCCGUACAGUACCGUCAUUCCUCCGGUGGCGUGUGAAUGGGCCUGGCACGUGGGCUGCCAUCAGGUCCAGGCUGGUCCUGUGCAGACCCUGAACCCCGACGCCGAGGUCUGGACUGGAUGCGGCUACAACUUCUCGGAGUCUCAGCAGCCGUGGUUGCACCUCCCCGACCAACAACUGCAUGCGGAGCUGGACCACAUGAGCCUGGCUGAAGCCGAACCCAAAACAGCAGAGAACCACAUCCCACUAGAACAACACGCAGGUGAGCUGAUGGAGCAGCUCAGGUCUGUUUUGGAGCUCUGCCUGAGCAGGGAGCACCUGGCCGGCGACCUGUACCUCCAGUCUCAGAUGGACGACGAGAAGUACGUUUCCAUAGCGACGCUGGCCAGCCUCCACGCUGUCAAGCGUCUCGGCGCCGACUUGCAGCUCGUCACGGACAUUGUAAAAACUCUGCCGCAGGUCCAGUUGUCGCCCUGCGGGCAUAAAGUGCGAGCUGGCCACCUUCAAUAUCUCCUCAUCCUGCGGGAGAUCCCCAGCAGCACCUCACGCGAGGAGGUGGAAGCGCUCUUCAGCGACGAGAAGCUGCCCAAGUUCCUGAGCUGUGAGUUUGUGAGCAACGACAACUGGUUCGUCACCUUCAGAUCGGAGGCCGAGGCCUACCAGGCCUACAAAUACCUGCGAGAGGAGGUUCGGGUGUUCCAGGGGAAGCCCGUCAUGGUGAGGAUGAAAGCCAAAUCGACGACCUUCACAUCCCGUGCGCCUUUGAGUGGCUACGGCCCAACCCAGCCCAGCAUCCUGUCCGAUCACCAGCCGUCCUAUUUGCCGCCGGACGCCUACCAGCAGUUUUUCGAUUUCACCUACCCCCCGUGGUCUGAGUCGGGAUACUCGGACGGCGUUGAGACGCUCAAGCUCAACGGCGCCCCGAACGGCUUCCCAACAACGCGCUACUUCCAACCUCAGGUCCCACGCAGGAGCAGGAGGGGUUCCAGGUCGUCAGGCUCGGAUCAAAUCAGGAGUCAGAAGGAAUAUUCUUACUCGGCGGACAAAACCUCGGAGGAGCUCCCUGCUUCCUGGAGGCCGGCUCGAGUGUGGUCCCACUCCAGAGGCAAUGGGCCUCAUCACAGCAGACGGCCCAACAGGCUGACCGCAGGAGCACACUCAGUGGGAGGAAGGCCUGUAAACGGCGGCCAGAGGAGGAGAGAGAAUCACUGGUCUGUCGCCAAGACAGAUGGAGUGCGGAAUAAAGAGGCGUCACCUCCCCGCCCGCCGUCUCCCAUUGAGCUCGGCGUCGCGAAUUUCCCUCCCCUACACGUGAAAAAGACGCCCGAACCAGCAGAACCUUCGUCCACCUCCGCCGAUCACGUCACUAGUGAGGCGCCCCAGAAGUUGAGCUACGCCGCCAUCUGCCAGAAAUCUUCCCCCGGUAGGUCGGCGCUGCCCACCGAAGAGAAGUAGAUGGAGGAAAACACCGUAAGUGCAACGUUAACUUGCACCUGCUGGACUUUACUAGCGCUGUUUUCACGUCUGUUCUUUUUCCACAUGCUGCGAUAGUCGUUCGUGUGUGCGCGUUUUGUGUUUGUUGCGAGCGGCGCUUCCUCUGCGCUCGACGUUCACUCUUCACUCACUCUCCGUUAGCGAUGUCGGUGACAUUUUCAAAAAGUCGCACAGUACGAUUUCGAUGUUUGUUUUGUUUCUUUGUCUCUGCCUGAGUUUCAGUAUUUUAUUUUCAUGUAACUCUGGGAUCUAUGCAAGUGUUGUGUGUUCAUGCAAAUGUGACAAAACUUAGUUUUGCCUGAUUUUGUACUUUCAAAUUUCAUCUCUAAAUAUAUGAAUAUUGUACUGUUUACAUCUAACUGUUCUUUGUAGUCACUUUUGGCCAAUUUCAAGGUAGUACGGAGAAUGUAUAUUAAAAAAUAAUUCAGGUUUUAUAGGCACUUUGCUUGAAAAAAAGAUUUUGAAAGGGUUGUCAUUGCUUAAAAUAUUAUUCAGUAAAAAGAAACCAAGAAAAAAAUCAUGUCUUUUGGCCACAAAAGACACAGUAAAAUCGGGAAGAUUUUUUAAUUUGGUGAUUUUAAAAUUUUUUUGUCCGGGUUGUAAACAUUUGAGUUCCCAUAAAAGGAGAAAAGCA
Molecule: messenger RNA, 4833 nt
Organism: Syngnathoides biaculeatus (alligator pipefish)
Lineage: Eukaryota; Metazoa; Chordata; Actinopteri; Syngnathiformes; Syngnathidae
Product: gamma-aminobutyric acid receptor subunit rho-3-like
Exons: 15
Coding region: 216-4160 (1314 amino acids)
Biological process (GO): positive regulation of translation; nervous system process; signal transduction
Cellular component (GO): synapse; cytoplasmic stress granule; membrane
Molecular function (GO): neurotransmitter receptor activity; mRNA 3'-UTR binding; extracellular ligand-gated monoatomic ion channel activity
Source: RefSeq, a predicted model, not a curated record